UUUUAGCUAGUUUCCAAAAUCAUGUCUAUCUUAACAUGUUUCUUUCUUGCAUUAAUCCCUUAUGCAGCUUCAAUCACUUUUAAUUUCACAAAUAUUACUCCAAUAAAUUCCCAGGAGGACAUACGAUUCGAGGGUGAUGCAGCUUAUUCCUCUGUUGAUGGAAUCCAAGUGACCCAUGAAAGGAACAGUGAUCAUAAUUCGAGCUGGUUAGCAGGUCGAGCGACAUACGCCAAAGCUCUUCAUCUUUGGGACGACCACUUUAAUUUAGCAAGUUUCUCUACUAGCUUCACAUUUGUUAUCGAUUCAUACCCAAGCACUAAUUACUCUGAUGGUAUAACAUUUUUCCUUGCGCAGAAUAAUUCUGUGAUAAAUACCGCAGGAGCCAUUGGGCUUCCAUUCGAUUCACGUAUCAACACCAGUAGUCAUCCAUUUGUGGCUGUGGAGUUCGAUAGUUUUGGUAGUAAUGAGUAUGAUCCGAUUGAUCCAGAUACUAAAAACGUCAUAGGUGACCAUGUAGGUAUCAAUAUUAACUCUAUGACUUCUGUUGUGUAUAGGAAAUGGUAUAGCGAUAUAAUACAUGGGAAGGAGUGUAGAGCUAUGAUUAGUUAUUAUUCUGAUUCAAAGAAUCUUAGUGUUUCUUUCACCAAUUAUAUAAAUAAUUCACUUGUCUGGGAAUCUGGGCUCAAUUACACCAUUGAUCUUAGGGAUGUGUUGCCUCAAUGGGUCAUUUUUGGGUUUUCAGCUUCCACUGGAGUUUUUCCCGAGAAAAACAAUGUACGAUCUUGGAUGUUUAAUAGUUCUGAAUUUACGGUUGAUCAAAGCAGCAGCCUACCACCAACCAGGAGCCCGCAUACAACGAAUGGGAAAAGCAAGAGAGGGCUUAUGGUUGGAGUAAUAGCUGGAACGUCGGUUCUAGUUACUGUUUUGGCUAUACUUGCAUAUCUUUUAUGGAGAAGGAAGAGAAAAAACGGCAAUAAAGUGGAGGAAUGUGGAUCUGCUUUGGAGAUUAACAAUGAGUUCGAAAUAGGGGCUAAUACACCUAGAAAAUUUUCUUACCUUGAAUUAGCUCAGUCAACGGCUGACUUUGCAAAGACAGAGAAGCUUGGAGAAGGUGGUUUUGGAGGCGUUUACAAAGGUUUUCUGAAAGAUUUAAACAAGUAUGUUGCGGUUAAAAGGGUGUCUAACACUUCUAAUCAAGGUAUCAAAGAGUAUGCGUCGGAAGUAAGGAUCAUUAGCCGACUGAGGCACAAAAAUUUGGUGCAACUCAAUGGUUGGUGUCAUGAGAAAGGAGAACUCCUGCUUGUCUAUGAGUUUUUGGAAAAUGGAAGCUUAGAUUUACAUCUCUUCAAGAGAAAGAGUUUGUUGACAUGGAGCACCAGAUACAAAAUUGCUCAUGGCCUUGCUUCUGCUUUGCUCUAUUUACAUGAAGAAUGGGAGCAGUACGUCUUGCAUAGAGAUAUCAAAUCAAGUAAUGUGAUGUUGGACUCAAAUUUUAAUGUGAAACUUGGUGAUUUCGGGUUAGCCAAGUUGGUUGACCAUGAGAAUGACGCAGAGACUACAAUGGUUGCUGGAACCAUUGGUUACAUGGCCCCUGAAUAUGUAACGACCGGCAAGGCUAGCAAAGAAUCCGAUGUCUUUAGCUUUGGAGUUGUUGCAUUGGAAAUAGCGUGUGGGAGGAAACCAAUUGACCCACAUGCUGAAGAAAGGAAAACAAAAUUAGUAGAAUGGGUGUGGGAUCUUUAUGGUACUGGGACUCUCCUAGAAGCGGCAGAUCCGAGUCUAGGCUCAAACUUUGUAGAAGAAGAAAUGACGUGUCUGAUGAUCGUUGGAUUAUGGUGUGCGCACCCUGACUCAAAACUACGCCCAUCGAUGAAGCAAGCUAUUCAAGUCUUGAACUCUGAAGCUUCCUUGCCUAUACUCCCAUCACAUAUGCCCUAUGUGACUUACUCUGCACUGCCCCAUUUUUCAUUAUAUGACGCUACUUUCAAGAGUGGCUCUAACAAGCUUUCCUCAAAAAUCUCAUCACCUUCCACAUCUACUUCUUAGGCUAUACGGUAUGGGGGUCGGCCCCGGCCCGUCGCGGGUCGGCGACGGUCCAAACACCGUGCCGCCCCCAUACGUCGCCGUCCUCUCCGUCCCUUUUCGGACGUUCUCGACGAAGCAAAAAGAUGUGGGCCCCCCAUAUGACCGUUUGAAUAUUAAU
Molecule: messenger RNA, 2203 nt
Organism: Helianthus annuus (common sunflower)
Lineage: Eukaryota; Viridiplantae; Streptophyta; Magnoliopsida; Asterales; Asteraceae
Product: L-type lectin-domain containing receptor kinase IX.1
Exons: 1
Coding region: 22-2046 (674 amino acids)
Biological process (GO): protein phosphorylation
Cellular component (GO): plasma membrane
Molecular function (GO): protein kinase activity; carbohydrate binding; ATP binding
Source: RefSeq, a predicted model, not a curated record